This is a messenger RNA of Mercenaria mercenaria, 567 nucleotides long. RefSeq names its product protein purity of essence-like. Lineage: Eukaryota; Metazoa; Mollusca; Bivalvia; Venerida; Veneridae. The transcript is spliced from 3 exons. Bases 292 to 552 code for a protein of 86 amino acids. The record is from RefSeq and is a predicted model, not a curated record.
UUUUGGGGCAUCUUAUUUCAUGGAUUGAUACUACCAUGCAGUGUAACAUGAUACAAGAUAAAACCCAGUUCACCACUGUUGCAAAGUUAUAUAUAAUACAAGAAGGAGUACUGUGCUGUAAAAAUACCCCAAAUUCCAUUGUCAGUAGUUCUCAGAAACAAUAUCUUGGUACAGAAGUGUAGAAAACUACCUUGUCUUUAGGUAUGUGUAAAAGUUCUUUCUCUUUACAGAAGGAGAAUGAUGUUGGUGAUUUCUUCAUGAUCCUAGAGAAAGACCCGCAGCAAGAGGAGAAUGCUGGGAAAUCCAUACAGCUCGAGCGAAGCUGGGCUCGGACCUCUCAUGAGGGAUGUGAAAAACAAAAUAUGUCAAGAUUGUGAGUUGGUUGCUCUCCUGGAAGAUGACUCUGGUAUGGAGUUACUUGUGAACAAGAAGAUCAUAAGCCUUGAUUUACCUGUGAAAGAUGUUUACAGGAAAGAAUGGACACUGGAACAUGAAGAGGUAAAUGUUGAAGUUGGUCUUAUAACUCUUUCUAGACACACUUUUUCAGAUUGAGGAGACAUGUCAUUG